This is a messenger RNA of Dibothriocephalus latus, 204 nucleotides long. NCBI's taxonomy places the organism in Eukaryota, Metazoa, Platyhelminthes, Cestoda, Diphyllobothriidea, Diphyllobothriidae. The record is from the annotation of a GenBank genome assembly.
AUGAGUUCGCACUCUACACCAUCGUUACUCGGCCCUGGCAGCAUUAGUUGUGAUCUGGAUUAUCAACCCAACGCUGCAUCGCUGCUAGACGCUGCAUCAAACAGCGAUGAUGUAGAGUUCGACGAUUUCAUAAAGCCGAAGAAGGAAAGCUCUAAAAUGACCAAACAGUUAAUGGGUUUGGAUUCAACCAUCCCCAAGCUAUAA